Molecule: messenger RNA, 615 nt
Organism: Lodderomyces oxycetoniae
Lineage: Eukaryota; Fungi; Ascomycota; Pichiomycetes; Serinales; Debaryomycetaceae
Exons: 1
Coding region: 1-615 (204 amino acids)
Source: RefSeq, a predicted model, not a curated record
AUGACGUUUUCAACGGGAAGAGGAGGUGCCGGGAAUAUACACCAUCAUCAUCAAAAGACCUCAGAAAAUAAUGUUUUAUCGCCCCAACUUUCAGUUCACAAGUCACCGGUGCCACUUGAACCGGGUAAUGGUAAUGACAGUAGUUUGAAAAAGACAACAAGUAAUAAUGGCAAGAAAAUUUACUAUUCUACUGGCCGUGGUGGUGCAGGAAACAUUCGUUCAACGGAUUCUGAACAAUUAUCUCCGAAAUUGAUACCGCAAGGCUCAAAUACACCACAUUUAACCACAUCAAAAAUUUCGACUGGUCGUGGUGGGUUUGGCAAUAUGGUUGAGAAUACCGAUCCACAGUUGACUAGAAAAUUACAAGAUGUCGAUGGUGAAGAGUUAAAUGAGCGGUCUCCUGAAUUACAAGCCAUGAAUUCCAAUAGAAGCUUUAGUGUAGGACGUGGUGGAUUUGGUAACGUUAUUCUGAAAUCCAAAAGCCGCGUUUCGCAAGGACUGGCCUCGGAUCUGGAUCAGGCGGUUAAUUUGUACACUGUGAGCUCAAGAGGUGAUAAGCACCACAAGAAGAAGCUGCUGGGGAUUCUAACCAGGAUUAAGGAGAUGUUUUCAUAA